This is a messenger RNA of Eutrema salsugineum, 659 nucleotides long. RefSeq names its product 50S ribosomal protein L30. Bases 123 to 452 code for a protein of 109 amino acids. The record is from RefSeq and is a predicted model, not a curated record. Gene Ontology annotation, cellular component: large ribosomal subunit; mitochondrion. Gene Ontology annotation, molecular function: structural constituent of ribosome. The transcript has 3 exons. Gene Ontology annotation, biological process: translation. Lineage: Eukaryota; Viridiplantae; Streptophyta; Magnoliopsida; Brassicales; Brassicaceae.
GGUUUAACCAGCUAAAAGCCUAAAACCCUCGAAGCUCAGAUUUUCCGACGACUUCUUUCACCGGACGUGCCGCCUCUGUUUCCUCCAGAGAGAGCCUUAGUUAGAAGGGAGACAAGAAAACGAUGAGUGGAUUUAGAGCAUUUAAAGCACAAGUGCCCAUUGAAUGGAGCAAGAGUUUGUACAUAACCUUAGUGAGAGGUCUCCCUGGAACCAGGAAGCUUCACAGGCGAACACUUGAGGCCAUGGGACUUCGCAGAUGCCAUCGCACUGUUUUGCACUCAAACACUUCAUCCGUUAGAGGAAUGAUUCAACAGGUUAAAAGGAUGGUUGUUGUUGAAACAGAGGAGAUGUACAAAGCUCGCAAAGAAGCAGAAGCCAAACACAAUGCUCUGCGUCCGCCACUUGUUGUCAGCCAUUCAAGCCCUGCAACAGCUUCAUCCACCAUGUCUUGAGUAUUUACACAGACCGUCACUUUGAUAAGAUCCAGUUGCAUUUGUAAUCGCCUUAAAUUAAGACCCUGGUAAGGUGUCAGGGAAGUCAUAAGUAGUCUAGACGCGAUAAGAAAUGUUGGUGUCAUUGAAUUUGGUGACUCAUGUUUUUCUAUACAUUGGAUCCUUGUGUAUGUUUGCUCUCAUUUUGUCAAUCUCAAAUCCAUCCGU